AUAUAUAAGGGGUGAGAUCAGUGUAUGCUUCACUUUGUACUUGCCUACAGUCCUGUACGGUUUGUGGCAACGAUGAAGACCUUGUUUGGAAUAGUUGCUCUCAUUUCCUUGGUUGCUUCGGCUAUUGCGGCUACGCUCAAUGACCCAUCGGGGUAUGCUGGAGGCUGGGGACCUUGGGGUCCAUUCUGCAAAUGUAGCAAGUCUUGUGGAGGUGGCACACAGUAUCGUUUAAGGGUGUGUGCUAAUCCACCAGUGUACGGUAAAAUUCCACCAUGCGAAGGCAGCGACAGGCAUACUCAAGACUGUGGAACUCAUCCUUGUCCAGUGGAUGGAUAUUGUGAAGCUUAUGGUGGCUGGGGCGCUUGCAGCAAGACAUGUGGUGGUGGAACUUGUAAGAGAACACGAAAAUGUUACCCACCUAAGUACGGAGGAAAAACUUACGUUGGAUACCCUGAAGAAACCAAGAAAUGUGGAACACAUCCUUGUCCAGUGAAUGGAUAUUGUGAUGCCUAUGGCAGCUGGAGUAAAUGUACCAAGACAUGUGGAGGUGGAACUUGUACGAGAACACGAAAAUGCUACCCACCUAAAUAUGGAGGAAAGGCUUAUAGCGGUGGCUAUAAGGAAACUAAGAAAUGUGGAACACAUCCUUGUCCAAUCGAUGGAUAUUGUGAAGCAUAUGGCGGCUGGAGUAAAUGUACCAAAACAUGUGGUGGUGGAACUUGUANGAGAACACGAAAAUGCUACCCACCUAAAUAUGGAGGAAAAGCUUACGUUGGAUACCCUGAAGAAACUAAGAAAUGUGGAACGCAUCCUUGUCCAGUGGAUGGAUAUUGUGAUGCUUAUGGCAGCUGGAGCAAAUGCACCAAAACAUGUGGUGGUGGAACUUGUACGAGAACACGAAAAUGCUACCCACCUAAGUACGGAGGAAAGGCUUACGUUGGAUAUCCUGAAGAAACUAAGAAAUGUGGAACGCAUCCUUGUCCAGUGGAUGGCUAUUGUGAUGCUUAUGGCAGCUGGAGUAAAUGUACCAAGACAUGUGGUGGUGGAACUUGUACGAGAACACGAAAAUGUUACCCACCUAAAUAUGGAGGAAAAGCUUACGUUGGAUACCCUGAAGAAACUAAGAAAUGUGGAACACAUCCUUGUCCAGUCGAUGGAUACUGUGACCCUUACAGCAGCUGGACCAAAUGUAGCAAGACAUGUGGUGGUGGAUUCCGUACAAGAUCACGAAAAUGUUACCCACCUAAAUAUGGAGGAAAACCAUGCCCAAAACCUUCUGAGGAAACUCAAUCAUGUGGAACUCAUCCUUGCCCAGUUAAUGGCGGUUAUUCUUCUUGGUCUUCAUGGACUUCCUGUUCCAAAACCUGUGGAAGAGGUCAUUGCUCAAGAAGCCGUGCGUGUAUAAACCCACGCCCCCUGUAUGGCGGUAAACCGUGCAGCGGUGAUGCGAAGGAGACCGGAAGUUGUUACAUCGUCCCUUGUCCAUAUCCGGGAGGCAAUCCAUAUGGACCCCCUCCUGCCUACGACGAAGGAGAAGAAUAAUAACUUCAUGCCUACGACAAAAUUCAAAUUCAAGGAACCAUAUGAUAUCAUCCAAUGUACCGCGUUCAACGAAGUAUUUUAGGCUUAGUGAUAACCUCGGUGUGAUAAGAUAAAACAUAUACUUAAUGGCAUUCUAUAAAUCGGGAAUGGUUUAGUUCCAUGGGACUGAAACAAGGAAAACGUCGGGUAGAAACAUACCUGAUCAAGAGAAAUGUAAAAAUAUAAGGAAUAAUAAUUAGAAAAUAAAGUGAAAUAUCAAAAUCA
This is a messenger RNA of Actinia tenebrosa (Australian red waratah sea anemone), 1806 nucleotides long. RefSeq names its product SCO-spondin. The record is from RefSeq and is a predicted model, not a curated record. NCBI's taxonomy places the organism in Eukaryota, Metazoa, Cnidaria, Anthozoa, Actiniaria, Actiniidae.